CGCCAUUUUCGUUGGUUGGAGCCACUGCUUCUUGCCCGUGUGCCCAGGAAAAGUGUAAAAUUAUUUGGUUUCGUAUAAAAAAUGCAAGUUUCGCAUCCGUAGAAGAAUGGAUAGAUAACGUGGUUCGAUAUUAUUCUCGUCACUUCGCUAAACUGUGCGUCAUUAUGGCGUAAUAAGAAGUUUAGUGUUGUGUGUUAAUGUUGCUCAUUUUCGUCUGCUGCCACCAGCUGCUUGGUGCUACGAAAAAAAUCAACUCCCUGGGAAAUUAACCAUCCACUUCUACGCUUAUUGGUUUAAACGACGCAAUUUCUAAGAUGAGCUCCAGAAACAUACCAGCGGACAAGAUCAACUUGCGGCUCAUACUGGUCAGCGGCAAGACGAAGGAGUUCCUGUUCAGCCCGAGCGACUCGGCCGGCGACAUCGCGCAGACCGUCUUCGACAACUGGCCGGAAGAUUGGGCAGAAGAAGCAGUGGCCAAGGCAGAAAUUCUUAGACUAAUAUACCAGGGACGGUUCCUGCACAGUAACGUGACACUUGGAGCUCUAGGUCUGCCGUUUGGCAAGACGACAGUAAUGCAUCUCGUUCCCAGGGAGAAUCUACCAGAACCUAAUUCACAAGAUCAACGCCAGAAGAGUAAGGGUGGUGGAAGCAGUUGCUGUUCGGCAUCGUGUUGCAUACUCUAAUGUAUUGCAAGAUAACAUUGUGAUGACUUUACCAAGGAUUGGUGCAUUGACAGUUUAGGACAGAAAUGCCUACGUACAUAGUCAGGCACCUCAAGUAUUACUAUUGACUUAAACAAGCAAAGCAGCUCCCCCUGACAGAAGAUAAAGAUCUUGUGAGAUUUCAUAUUGUUGUGAUAUUCAAGUAGCGUAACAAAAAAUUUUAAAAAUGAAGACGAGAGUUUUUUUAGUGGGAGGAUAUGUGAUAGUGGAGACUGAUUGCCCAUCGCAGUGAAAUGUACAGUGAAAGAAAUUAAGUUUCUGUGUUACUUUAUUUUUGUAUUAAAAUUCUAAUAUUAAUCUUCUCAAUUCCUAUUCUUUUAUGUACCAUAAAUAUUAUGGUAUAAUUUUACUCAUCAGAUGUAUGUUAUACAGAUUACCUAUGUUACAGGACUUAUAUAUAGAAGGAAUGUGAUUUUCUUUCAUUCUAAGAAGAAAAUUCUUUGCACUACAUAGUUUCCUACUCAUUGUUAGAAUAACUCAACAGAAACUGCUGGUAAUUGUACAGAGAGCAUCUUAUUACCAGCAAGUGACUUUGAGUGUCAGACAUUUACAUUUUAUCAUGUGCUGUUGAUGUGAAUAUGGAUACGAUACUGCUGAAUUUCUUCAUGAAUAUGACCGGUGUAGCGUAGCUUCUAAUAAGAAUCUGUAGCUGUCAGAAGAAUAAUGGCACACAAAUUCCUUAUGUUGAUUCCUGCUUUGUUUAACUACUGAUUUAAAUUUGUAUGAAAGGAUCAGUAUUUUAAUGGUAUUGGAAGAAAACUUUUCUCAUCAUUCCUAAAUGCAGAAGAUAUAUUUUCUGCUGAUAUUUUUGUUUUGCUUCCAGAGAAAUGACAUAAGUACCAUUUGUUAUACUAAGAUUUAUUUGUAUUUAGGAAAUUGUGUAGGAACUAUCAUUACCCAUAAUGCAUGUUAACAUCCCAAAUCCUUCUUGUGGUUACUUGGGCACAGAAGUGAGAAGCAAGAAUGUUACUCUGAUAAGCUAAAGAAAAAGAAGCAUACUGUGUAAUGAGGGGAGAAAGGAAGAAAAAAAUGUGUCCCACGAUUUCCAUUUGAAAUGCACUUCAAAUAAAUAUAUCGAACUUAUUGGAAAUAUUUAUGCAUUAACCUGUAUAUUAUAAAACAUGGUUAAUUAAGUGUGACAGUAAUUUUAUGUAGUUUAUACUUUUGUUGAAUGAAAAUACUUUUAAAAUGAAUAUAAAUUUCAGUACCUUUUGAAGGUAAUGCAACUAGUGGCCUAUGUUACAAAAAGUUUGUUUAAAUCAUUGUUAACAUUAUCCGUCAUAAUUCACAUAGAUAUUCUGUUACAUGGAGAAUUGGUCCAUGAGUAUAUUUAAAAAAAAAAAGAAACCAGUUCGUAAAUAUAAGAGAGUGGAUAUAUCAUAUAUAUAUAUAUAUAAAGAAACACAGAUAUAUUAUCAGUUAAAGUUGUAUCUUUAUCUGCAUGAUAUUUCCUCUUACUAUAUUAAAUUGUAAUUUUUCUAUAGAAUUCAUAAUACAGAGUUUAUUUUGUUGGGCUGUAGCGGCUUCAGCUUAUGUACGGGUACCCAAGAUACCACACUUUCUUUCUUGCUAUUUGUGUAUUGGAAAUUUAAUUGCAUUUUGGAUUUGUAAUUGCCCAGUACUCUUCGCUCUUGUCAUUAAGUGAAAAAGCCAUAAUACAGACACCAAGAAAAGAUAUUUGGGAGAUAUAAAGCAUGAGUAAUUUAAAAGCUUCUGCAUUAAUAGUUGAGGCUGUGUGUACAAUUUCCUCAUGCUUUUUGUAUGUUUAUGCUAUAUAGCAACGAAGCAGCACAUUACUACAAACAUCUUUGUUUCAUAUGAUGUAUGUUGUACUCUAGUUUCUAUUGUAAAUAUAGUAACUAAUGUAUUUUUUGUUACAUUACGACAUAUAACUCCUCAGUGAGGGGAUUUUAUUCUGCAGAGAUGGAGUAGUAUUAUAGAAUAAAGUUGAGAUCACAAACACA
Messenger RNA from Schistocerca cancellata (South American locust), 2686 nucleotides. RefSeq names its product ubiquitin-like protein 3. The record is from RefSeq and is a predicted model, not a curated record. Gene Ontology annotation, molecular function: protein binding. Bases 315 to 683 code for a protein of 122 amino acids. NCBI's taxonomy places the organism in Eukaryota, Metazoa, Arthropoda, Insecta, Orthoptera, Acrididae. The transcript has 4 exons.